GGUCUUCCAACGGACUGGGCGUUGCCCCCGGACACUGGGGACUGCCCCCGGGGUCUCGCUCACCUUCAGCCCGUCCGCAGCCCGUUGCAGAGCGCUCGCUCUCUGCCUCGGCUCCUAGCGCGCCCGCGGACGCAGCCUCCGGCCUCCAGCCUCGCGGAGAUGGUUUCCCCAGACCCCCAAAUUAUCGUGGUGGCCCCUGGGGCUGAACCCGAGUCUACGCAAGCCCAACGCACUGAGGACGGGGGAACUAGUAUCCGGAUAUUUUGGGUGGGCCCCAAAGGCGAGCUGCUUAGAUGCACCCCGGUGAGCCCGGUCAUGCAGGCACCAAUGGGGAUCCGAGUGGGAAAGUCGAUGCUGGUGCCGUUCGCCUUCUUGGCCUUCGCCUCGUGCUGCUAUGCUGCUUACCGCCCCAGUGAGACUCUGUGCGGCGGGGAGCUGGUGGACACCCUCCAGUUUGUCUGCGGGGACCGCGGCUUCUACUUCAGCAGGCCGGCAAGCCGCGUGAACCGCCGCAGCCGUGGCAUCGUGGAAGAGUGCUGCUUCCGCAGCUGCGACCUGGCCCUGCUGGAGACCUACUGCGCCACCCCCGCCAAGUCCGAGAGGGACGUGUCGACCCCUCCGACCGUGCUUCCGGACAACUUCCCCAGAUACCCCGUGGGCAAAUUCUUCCAAUAUGACACCUGGAAGCAGUCCGCCCAACGCCUGCGCAGGGGCCUGCCUGCCCUCCUGCGAGCCCGCCGGGGUCGCACGCUCGCCAAGGAGCUGGAGGUGUUCAGAGAGGCCAAGCGUCACCGUCCCCUGAUCGCCCUGCCCACCCAGGACCCCGCCGCCCACGGGGGUGCCUCUCUUGAGGCGUCCGGCCAUCGGAAGUGAGCCAAAUUGUCGUAAUUCUGCAAAGUGGCACCAUCCGCUCGUGACCUCCUCUUGACCGGGACCUUUCCAUCAGGUCCCACCUCUGAAACCUCUGUACCGUCCUGUCUGCGGGCUCCCCCGACCUGGCCCCCGUGCCCCAACCUCCCCACGUCAGGCUGGUCUCUCCUCGGCCCCCUCCAUCGGGCUGAGGGAAUCACAACAAAAUCUUUAAAAAUGUACAAAACCAAUUGGCUUUAGCUCUCUCUCCCAAAUUAUCACCCCCAAAUUACACAAAAUUGCAAUCACAAACGUGUCGGCCCCCUUGAAACGAAUUGGCUUCUUAGCAACACUGGAAAAGCUGACUAGCUUUCCAGAAAACCCUAAAAAAAAAAAAAUCAAUUAGCUGAAAAAAAAUACUAAAAAUAAAUUGGCUUCAAAACAAUUGGCAAAAUAAAAGAAUUUGGCCCCCACCCUUCCUUCUCGUUCCUUUCGGACCUGGACUUCAAUUGGCUGUGAGCUGACCAUCCAAGAGAAAGGAAGGCACCAAAUUUGCAGGUAGGCUUGUCACUGCUCGCCAGCCAUCUCCCUCCUUCGCCAACCCCUCGCUGGGCUCUGGCAGUAUGGCACCAAAGACCCAAAGCCGUUCCUCCCCCUAGUUUCCAUCCCUGAGACCGCUAUGGAGCAGUGGGGGGGCCCAGCAAGACCCGAGGAGCGGUGCACGGAACAGAAAACCCGAAUUCGCGCAGAUAAAACUUAAUUGGCUUAAACGCCCACACGCUCCAAAAUCUUACGUCUGAAUUCUCACCUUUGAAAGCACACGCACCCACACUCAACCCUGUACGCGCGCACACGCGCACACACACACACACACACUCACACACGCACCCUCACACACGCCCAUCCACUCAAGCUCACACACAUCCACGGCCCUCACGUGCAUCCGUACACGCACACGCACACACACCCAGAUAUGUGGGAUACCCAAACCCAGCAUUGUGCAGAUGAGACCGCAUUCCAUCCCAAAUUCUUCUCUAAGCUGCCCUGCAACGAGGUUUUCACGUCCUGUGCUCCCCUCAGGUCCCCUGGGAUGCGCCCUAGGGUGGGAGGGUGUGUGUCCCAGGCUCAGGCGCGGGUGGUUCCAUCUUUCCGAGAUGAGGAAGAUCCCCCCUCCUUCUCGGCACCCGUCCUGACCCCACGGCCCCUGCAGUGAGGGUCCCGAUGCCUCCAGACCCCACUGGCAUCCACGCACCUACUAUCGUGCCGAGUGAGGAACGGGUUUGGCCGGACUGGAGAUGGCUGUGGCCAAGCAAGACAUGCCCUGCCACGUCGCCUGACCCCCUAGGUGUGCUCCUGCGAGAUCUGGGGACCCCCCCCCAGCGCGCCUAGGGAUCAUCUUUGCCAGCCUCCU
Physeter macrocephalus (sperm whale) is the source of this 2260-nucleotide messenger RNA. RefSeq names its product insulin like growth factor 2 (gene IGF2). Gene Ontology annotation, biological process: positive regulation of peptidyl-tyrosine phosphorylation; positive regulation of insulin receptor signaling pathway; positive regulation of activated T cell proliferation. The coding region runs from base 160 to 873 and encodes 237 amino acids. Gene Ontology annotation, molecular function: growth factor activity; hormone activity; protein serine/threonine kinase activator activity. Gene Ontology annotation, cellular component: extracellular region. The record is from RefSeq and is a predicted model, not a curated record. Lineage: Eukaryota; Metazoa; Chordata; Mammalia; Artiodactyla; Physeteridae. The transcript has 5 exons.